AUGUCUAUGGAAAAAGAAACAAAUGGGAAUGGAAAUGGAAAUUCUUUUCUCAACAAACAUGCUUGUGCUUGCGUUUUGGCUGCUACUAUCAUCUCUGCAAUAUUUGGUUAUAUUACAGGAGUGAUGGCUGGAGCACUCUUAUUCAUAAAGGAAGAACUUGGAAUCACUGACAUGCAAGUGCAACUUCUAGCAGGAAUCUUAAAUGUGUGUGCAUUACCUGCAUGCAUGGUAGCUGGAAGGACAUCCGAUUACAUAGGUCGACGCUACACCAUCAUUUUAUCCGCCAUAAUCUUCUUCUUAGGCUCAAUCUUAAUGGGGUAUGGGCCAAAUUUUCCAAUCUUAAUGAUUGGAAGAUGCAUUGCAGGAUUCGGUGUAGGGUUUGCACUUAUUAUAACACCAGUUUAUAGUGCAGAAAUUUCAUCUCCUUCUUAUAGAGGCUUUUUAACUUCUCUCCCUGAUGUUUCCAUCAAUGCAGGUUUCUUAUUUGCUAUAGUUGAAAGUUCUAAACUAGGAGAAGAACCAUUAUGGGCCAUAGUUUUUAUUGUUGUUGUUAUGUACGUUUUGGUGGCUUUUGUUGCAAUUGGAAUUGGACCUGUGACAUGGGUUUAUAGCUCUGAGAUAUUUCCACUAAGGUUGAGAGCACAAGGUUUGGGGGUUUGUGUGGCUGUGAAUAGAGUUACAAAUGUGGCAGUGGUUACAAGUUUUAUUUCAAUUUAUAAGACCAUAACAUUAGGUGGAACUUUCUUUAUGCUUGUGGGGAUUAAUGCUUUGGCUUGGUGGUUUUACUAUUCUUUCUUGCCUGAAACUAAGGGAAGAUCAUUAGAAGAUAUGGAGACUAUCUUUGGGAAAGAUUCUAAGUGUGAGGUGCAAAUGAAAUUUGGAAGCAACAAUGCAUAG
Molecule: messenger RNA, 897 nt
Organism: Vicia faba (fava bean)
Lineage: Eukaryota; Viridiplantae; Streptophyta; Magnoliopsida; Fabales; Fabaceae
Source: the annotation of a GenBank genome assembly